CCUGCCGACUGGAAUCGCGAAGACUAGAACUUGGGAGCCACAUCCACAAGUCAAGUUCGGUUCUUUUUUCUCUCCAAGUUUCUCAGAGCACCUCUCACAUCCCCAUCUCAGAUCGACGAGCAGCUGCGCCUUUUACAUCCACCCCAGAUGGAUCUAGCCCCGGAAGAGCUUCAAUUCUUGAGCAUCCCAGAUAUCCUCAGAGAAUCCAUCUCAAUCCCCAAACGAUCCCCGAGAACCUUUUAUUUGAUCACCGUUGCCCUAAUUUUCCCUCUUUCAUUCGCAAUCUUAGCUCACUCCCUCUUCACUCACCCUAUCCUUGCUCAGCUUCAAUCCCCUUAUGACGAUCCGUCUCAGACCCCUCACGAAUGGACCCUGCUCCUCGUUAUUCAGUUCUGCUACCUCAUAUUCCUCUUUGCUUUCUCUCUCCUCUCCACCGCCGCCGUGGUUUUCACGGUCGCCUCUCUCUACACCUCCAAGCCGGUGUCCUUCUCCUCGACUUUAUCAGCAAUCCCGAAAGUUUUUAAGCGAUUGUUCAUCACUUUUCUCUGGGUAUCGCUCUUGAUGUUCGCUUAUAACUUGGUCUUUGUUCUCGGCCUGGUUAUGAUGAUCAUAGCAAUCGAUACCCAGAACACUGUUUUGUUCUUCUUCGCCAUGCUUGUGCUCCUCAUUCUGUUUUUGGUCGUUCAUGUGUAUAUCACUGCUUUGUGGCACUUGGCCAGCGUGGUGUCGGUUCUGGAACCAGUUUACGGUUUUGCGGCGAUGAAGAAGAGUUACGAGUUGCUUAAAGGGAGGACCAAGUAUGCAGCUUUUCUCGUGUUCGUUUACUUGAUCUGCUGUGGAGUGAUUGGAGGCAUAUUCAGCGCCGUUGUUGUGCACGGUGGGGGUUAUCAUGGGGUGUUCACGCGGAUUGUGGUCGGUGGAUUCUUAGUGGGCGUAUUGGUGAUUGUCAAUCUGGUUGGGUUAUUAGUGCAGAGUGUGUUCUACUAUGUAUGUAAGAGUUACCAUAAUCAAGGGAUUGAUAAGCUUGCUCUGCAUGAUCAUCUUGGUGGCUACCUUGGAGAGUAUGUGCCUCUGAAAAGCAGCAUUCAAAUGGAAAAUAUGGAUGUAUGAUGCAGGGAGAGUUUACUGGGAGAAAAUUGAAUUUACUUGGAAUGUAAGCUCAUUUAUGUAUCCUGUAAUGAAUUAGUGUAGAAUGUAGGGGGGGGGGGGGAAGGUGGGGUAGACUUUAUAAAUUGUUGGGUUAAUUUUGAAACUGUGCAGUCUUUUCAUUUGUUUCGCUGAUAGCGCAUCUUGCAUACUCUGAGACAAUAAUGUGAUAUUAAUUUUAAUGGUACUCCAUCAAUUCAUGGUUUCUGGUU
Messenger RNA from Neltuma alba, 1358 nucleotides. RefSeq lists its product as uncharacterized. The transcript has a single exon. The record is from RefSeq and is a predicted model, not a curated record. The coding region runs from base 148 to 1110 and encodes 320 amino acids. Lineage: Eukaryota; Viridiplantae; Streptophyta; Magnoliopsida; Fabales; Fabaceae.